AUCCCUUCGGUCUCGCGAACCGUCUCUCCGUGCCUCGCGCCGGGCCUCGCCAAGUUCGAACCUAACCUGAAAUUCGGACCCUUCCCGACCUGGAUCUCGCCCCGCGGAACUCAUGCCUGGUUUGCUGGAUCAGGAGCCAUUGCGAGUGAUACAAUCGGCUGUGGAACUCUCUCUUGUUGGUGAAAGAAACACAAUCGUGGCUAAUUAAAAGAAAUUAGAAUGAAAAUUCGGCUCAACGCCCGGCCUUAUUUGAUUAAUGAAAUUAUGAAUUUUUAAAAUUUUCAUCCAAAGCCGCCCGCGAGCUAAUCUCUCUGACCCGCUUUCAAUUUUAUAUUUAAUCACCAGUUGACGUUUACUGCAACAACAACGUACCUACUAAUCGCAGUUCUCUUUUCUCUUUUCUCUUUUCUCUUUUCGUUCUAGAAACAAGAGAACAAAAGUGGCGCCUAAUCACCUUCAAUUUGUCGUGAUGCUGAUGUGAAGCUCGUGUGUUAAAUCUUUAAACUUAAGCAAUAAUGUGGGUUGGUUCUAAGUGGUCUUAGGUGGUUUUGAGGUAGUGCCAAGAAUACAGAACCACCGUCCAAAUAAGGGCUCUUGACUCUGAGUCUUUCAUGCCCGACAGAAAAACAAGUUAGAAUCAGAGCGUGUUAUUUCAGCAAAUUUAGUGUGGAAAUAGUUCAUUCUAAAUCCGAAUAAGGGUUCAAAGUGCCAGCGAGGCUUUGAGAUCCACCGAAAUUAUCACUUUAAAAUCCAAGCGUGGAAAUUAUAGCCAAUACAGCAUUGUCGGAACCAGUUUAUUGUUGAAGUUAGGUCGGGAUAAGUUUACUUACCACCAAAGCUUUCAAGAACGUUGGAUACGAAAUUCAGAAAAAAUCCAGCAGAUUCAGCAUAUACGUGCAGGAACCAGUUUAUCACUAAUUUUUUGUCUGAAUUUCGAGGCAUAAAAAGAAAAAAAUCGAAGAUCCGAGAGUGUGAAUAUCUAUCGAUUCAGCGUGGGAAAGCAAGAACCAAUUUUUUACUGAUCUUCAACUGAUAAAUAAUUUAUCGUGAGGCUUUCUGGCUCUUGGAUAAAAUAAUAUUAGAAUCCCAGCAAGAGCAUUUGAACCGAUGGAGCGUGACUAGGCGGUGAUUACCAUACCCGAUGAGUAAAAGUAAGGCGGAUGUGAGUGCGACGCGUUGGUUUUAAUCGCGGCGAGGAGAUCCGAGAUGGCAUGUCCGUUCAAAGCGCUCUCGUCGCAAGCGAGUGGCGAAGCCGGUGCCGACGCCGGGAGGGUAGGCAAAAGGGAGAGCUCCGUGCACCUGGACCACGAUGAAGAGGAUGUAGCUACGCUGAACCUGAAGCACCUCAGUGACGCCAUUUGCAUCCUCACCAAACCUCCGAAUGAGGCGCUCCAGGCCGCCCUCAAGUCCCUCCUGCGGGAACCGCAGUACGAGCAAUACACCGAGAUACUGAAUCAGCUACCCGAUGACCUAUCAAACGCGGAAAAUUAUCGGUAUUUAGACGACUUUUAUGAAGCGGCCUGCAGACAUUCGUCAGGUGAUGUGCGGACGGUGCUGGGCGCGCUCGGCGAGCGCCUCAUAUCCGGCUGCGAGGUGCACACCCAGAGAGGUCUCCGCUCCCUCGGCAGCAAUCUCCAGAGCUUCCUCAUCACCCUCGACGGGGUCCACGACGUGGUGCAAGGUCAAUUGAGAACUCACAACUCUCCCUCAACCCAGGCUGUGUCCGGGUUCGUCUGUACGCUGGGUUCAAAGCCGGACGAACUGGAUUUAGUGUUCACGACGGACAGACCAGCCGUCGCCUUCCUCUUAGCUGGUUCACUCAAAGCAAUCGCACUCCAAUUGUAUAAUACCCAAGCCACAAUUACGCUAACCUCCAUUUUACAAGACUUGAAUCAUUAUAGGUAUCAAAUUAUCGUGGGCUCGUCGUCGGCGGAGACGAGGGAGCACGACGGGGAGAAAGUGGAGACGGUGACGCGGGCGCUGAACGGGGUUUCGCUCUCGUCCUCGGCGGCCGACCUCAAGAUCGGAGUAGUGAGCUUCUGCAAGGCCUUCCCGUGGCACUUCGUCAUCGAUAGGAAACUAGACAUCGUCCAGCUCGGCGCUGGCUUCAUGCGACUCUUUGGCUCGCGGCUCAAAGACGCAGGAAGAUUAGUAACAAAUUAUUUCGAAUUUAGAAGACCCAGGGUUUCAGCGGUUAGUUUUAAAGGAAUUUUAAAUAGGGUCAAUUCACCGUUUGUAUUAGCGCUGAGGUUACCUUCACCACUUAGUUGUUCACCUGCGGAGGGUCUAGAAUUGAAGGGGCAAAUGGUACACUGCCCCGAAUCGGACUCGUUGCUCUUCGUAGGAUCUCCUUUUUUAGACGCCUUAGACAAGCUGACCAGUCGAGGUCUCUUCAUCUCAGACAUCCCACUUCACGACGCCACCCGUGACGUCAUCUUAGUCGGUGAACAGGCCAGAGCUCAGGAUGGACUGAGGAGGCGGAUGGACAAACUAAAAAGUUCGAUAGAGGAAGCCAAUUUAGCCGUUGACAAGGAACGAGAAACUAAUGUUGCUCUACUGCAUAUGAUUUUUCCUCCGGAUAUAGCAAAAAGAUUAUGGCUUGGUGAAAGCAUAGAGGCAAAAACGCACGACGAUGUGACGAUGCUGUUCAGUGAUAUUGUGGGCUUCACCUCAAUUUGUUCGACGGCCACGCCUUUCAUGGUCAUCAACAUGCUCCAAAGCCUUUACAACACAUUUGACGCCUUCUGUGGUCAGCUCGAUGUCUACAAGGUAGAGACGAUUGGUGACGCGUACUGCGUGGCGAGUGGGCUGCACAAACAGAGCGCGUAUCACUCGCAACAAAUCGCGUGGAUGGCGCUCAAGAUGAUACACACAUGUUCCAAGCAUCUCACUCACGACCAAAAACCGAUCAGAAUGAGGAUCGGACUGCACACGGGUACUGUUUUAGCCGGAGUAGUGGGCGUGAAGAUGCCGCGUUACUGCCUCUUCGGUCACAAUGUCACAAUCGCCAACAAGUUCGAGUCCCAGAGCGAACCACUCAGGAUCAAUGUCAGCCCAACCACUUACGAGUGCUUGAUCCGGGCGCCAGGGUUCAGCUUCAGCGCGCGGCCCCGCGAGUGCCUGCCGCAGGGAUUCCCGGCGGAGAUCCCAGGGACGUGCCACUUCCUCGACUCGUACCACCACCCCGGACUCCCCGAGGACGCCGACCUGGACGCCCACAUCACCGCCGGCAUGGCCGACAUCGAGGCCUCCAACGCCCAGGAUGGCACGUGAAGCCCGCCGUCGCCCCAACGACCGGCCACCUAGUGACGUCAUCUAGUCCACUUCUCUCUCCGUGCUUCCGCCUCAGACUCCAACUCGGGCCCGCCGAGCCUGGACCAGGAUCCUUGAAUCGUUAUCCAAGGACCUUGAUCGAUACAUCCCUAUCUGAUCAAGGUCAUUUGGACCGCGUCAAACAGAAAGGAACCAAGCCACAUCAGCUGUUGCCAAAUUUAAUCGGGCAAUUCAAUUUUUUACAUGAAAACGGUUGUGCGGAUUUUCAUGCAAAUGUCUGUAAAUUUUUUGCAUAGGUAGUAGGUAGGAGGCAAAUUCUCUCAAAGUUUCAAAGGAAUCCGCUCAAACGUUCGCUCGUAAAAAAUCAAAUUGCCCGGCAAUAGGUGAUGUGGCUUGGUUCCUUUCUAUUAUAAACUCGGUCCAUUUGUUAAUGAUUCGCAAUAACGACCUGCGCUGCUUCUAGUUUUAGAACGUUUCCUCUUUUCGUCGCGCUGUUUCGUCUGCUGGAGUUAGGGGGAGGACGAAGGCGAAAUAUGACCUUGUUAUUCUCCCUGAACGCUAAGAGGUUCUUUAAGACUUCUCUGAAAGCAAAUUUUUACCCUUACUACAGAAGUUUUAACUGCAGAAACGCCUUCAUAUUUUUGUUGAGCAGGUGAGUUUCUUUUGAUCAGGAAAAGACUGAACCACACCUAAUAUGACGUAGAAACUUAAGGAGUUGGGUUACAUACGGUGACGUAUAUCGACAAUGAAAGUACCAGGCCUCGUAUUUCGGUUUGCGACGCUGUAGAUUUCCUGUCAUAGGUACUGUAUUUUUGAGAUGGAAAACUACCCAAAGCUAUUUCAUGAAAACUUCCGUAUUUUUUCUCCUCUGUGCGAAGAAAACUUUGCGGAAAUUUCAAGAAAUUAUAUUGUUUUGUUCUCCGUCAAAAAAAUUUUAAAAAGUGGAGAUUUUAAACACCGCCAACGAGAAACGUGGUCUGGCAGUUUCACCGUCGAUAUGCGGUUUUGAAAGAGUUCAAAAGUACUUUAAAAAAAUUUAAACUUUGGAAGUAUUACUUUUUAAAAAUUUUGAAAACACUUUCAAAAGUUUCUCAAGAACAUUUUUGGAAUGUAGGUAUAUGUUAAAAGAACCUUUUGUUCGUUACUCUUAAAAAUUGCUUUGAGAAAUGGAUUUUUCAAAAAACUUAUUUUAAUGUUCUAAAAAAAGGGUUUCCAGAGUUAAGAAUUCCGAAGUUUGUUUCUAAAAUUGCCUGAAGAACAUUUUUCUAUUAUUAUUAUGAUACUUCAAAACAUUUUUCCCUCAAACAUGCAAAUGAUAAAAUGAAUUUGAAUUAUGUUUUUUUACUAGAAACAUUAAAAAUUGUUAAAUUUUAUCUUCAAUAACUUUUUCCCUGGCUCCAUUACAAAUUCUCUCUCCUCCUCCUGAGUGCAUGGCUUGCUCUCUAUACUGCAUGAGCUCAAAAGCCGGCAGUCAUCAUUCUGCGUUUGUCAACUCACCCUGGGGGCGCAAAUAUGGGGUAGCAGGGAGGAGAGGGGCGGCUGAAGUGCUCUUUGCAGUAUUUUAAAUUUGAUCCCUUUUGGAACAAUUUUUUAAUUUAGGGCUUUGUUUUUAUUUUGGAAAUAAUACACUCUAUAUAAAUGACUCUUCUAACUAUUUUUAGCCGCCCCCUCCCCUCUGACAUCCAAGUAACACAAGUUACAAGCUAUUGAAAUUACACCAACGAACUUGAUACUAUUGUAUCUAAGUGCUGUGUAUGUUGUCUAUUCACCAAUUAAAGGGGCUCCUCUCAUUGCAAAUUGCAGUAAAAUUGAAGUGAGUUGCAAUUUCUUUUUAUCGCACACUGCUUACCUUCCUCCUUAAUGAAACUCAUUUCAUAUCGUUCGGCUCGUUUAAAAUCGGAGUUUAGUAAUCAAUUUAUGUAAAAGUAUUGCAAUUUCACGUUAAAAGAAUGCAAUUUUAUUACAUUAGGUUGCAAAAUUAUAUCAAUAUUUUCGUAGCACCCGGCUACUUGGCCGGAAUGGCGCAUCUGAUUUGAGGCGGUGCAAGUUCAUAACGAUUUAAACUGGCGGAGUCAAUCAAAGAGCAGCACAGGUUACUGAUAUGGGCUCACUCUGCAUUGUAAAGGCUCUCCAGUUGCUUAAUGUUGUGAAUUAUAUUCGUAUAAUAUAUUGAACACCAACUCGACCGAAGCUAAACCCUAGAGUAGAUCAUUUUAAUUCAAUCGCUGAAAACUGAAAUCCACUGAAGCGGACAAGUUGUAUCCUCUCGCUCCUAUCACUAAUUCUCACUAAAGACUUUUCUGCUCAGUUAGGAUUCCUAACAUGGGCCAUCGCAACCCAAUGUUCGUGGCACUUAUGUAUCUAAAUCAUGGUGGAAUGUCCAGGCUGAGUUAGUAAAAUUUAAAGAAGCAGAUUCUUGUUUCUUUUGUUGUAAAUAAAGCAACUUUUAUACGACUCUGGUUGUAUAUAUCCACACCUAUAGAGAAGUAAGUACGUACUUAGAAUUUCUUCAAAUGAUGUUCAUCUCUCUUCAAUCUAGGUACCUAUUUGUAAUUUUGGCAACUCAACACUUUCUACAUGUAUGAUUAAUUUUUAAUGAAUGUCUCAGUCGUAAACUACAUCUUGUAAAGGCACUUCUAAAUAAACCUGAUAAAGAAUGAAAAUUUUACAAACCUGAGGUUUAAUGGAUACAAUUAAUUGACAGUUCCAUUGUGAUGUAAGUAAGCCCCUGGCACCCAUAACAAUACGUGCAUGACAGGGCCCAUGUCACAAUGGAGGUAGUUCCUUUUGAUUUAAAUGCAUACCAAUCUUAGGAUAAAACUGCCCUUAAUUACCUAAAUUACUCGGAUUUGAACAUUUGGAUUCUAAACUUUUUUUCAAGAAAUUGAGGAUGAACACCAUGAGUUUUUCUUCAAACUGUUUUUAGGUUUUAUUUCCAGUUUUAGUCCACGGAUUAGUUACCAAGUAGAAGUUUAUUUAAGUGUCCACAGUCUUGAUGCCAAUGUUUUUGUUAAAUACAUAUUUUAUUUGGUUUGAA
Bemisia tabaci is the source of this 6310-nucleotide messenger RNA. It is a transcript of the gene Gycalpha99B, whose product is annotated as guanylate cyclase 1 soluble subunit alpha 2. Gene Ontology annotation, molecular function: heme binding; guanylate cyclase activity. NCBI's taxonomy places the organism in Eukaryota, Metazoa, Arthropoda, Insecta, Hemiptera, Aleyrodidae. Gene Ontology annotation, biological process: response to oxygen levels; cGMP biosynthetic process. Gene Ontology annotation, cellular component: guanylate cyclase complex, soluble. The record is from RefSeq and is a predicted model, not a curated record.